AUGAGCACUCUGCAGACUCAUUCUUUGCACACUGAGUUGUGGAUUUCUGUGUUAGUCACCAACAACUACAUGAAGAAACUUUCUGUCUACUUUUUUGGCAGUAAUGUACAAUCCAGUUCUGCUGAACAAAAGAAGGGGAAAUUCCCCAUCUGGCCAGAGUGGAGUGAAGCCGACAUCAAUGCAGAAAAGUGGGAUGCUGGCAAAGGUGGGAAGGAGAAGGAGAAGGCAGGCAAAAGCCCCAUCUUUUGGAAACGUCCACAAGAUUUUAUAGUUAGCCGAACUCCUGUCAUUGUGAAAAAUGAAAUCACGUUUGACUUGUUUUCAACAAAUGAACACUUAUUCUGCAGUGAGCUUAUGAGGUGGAUUAUCAGUGAAAUCUAUGCUGUGUGGAAGAUAUUCAACGGAGGAAUUCUGAGCAAUUAUUUUAAAGGGAACAUGGGAGAGCCACCUACUCUGCUCUGGAAGCCUUGGGAACACAUCUACUCUCUCUGUAAGGCUGUGAAGGGUCACAUGCCUUUGUUCAAUAGCUAUGGAAAGUAUGUUGUAAGACUUUACUGGAUGGGUUGCUGGAGAAAAAUAACUAUUGAUGACUUCCUGCCGUUUGAUGAAGAUAAUAAUAUGUUGCUUCCAGCUACAACCUAUGGCAUUGAACUCUGGCCAAUGCUCCUGUCAAAAGCUAUCAUUAAGCUGGCAAACAUUGACAUCCAUAUAGCACAGAGGAGAGAGCUGGGAGAAUUCACGGUUAUCCAUGCGCUCACAGGGUGGUUACCUGAAGUCAUUCCUGUUCACCCAGGGUAUACUGAUAGAAUUUGGGAACUCUUAAAAGACAUACUGCCUGAGUUUAAGCUAACAGAAGAGCUCAGCUCUGAGAGCAAAAUAGCAGUGCUAGACAACAAACUGAAAGAAGCUGGAAAAGAGAUGAAAGACAGAAAGGAAGGGAAGGACUUGAAGGAUUUCAAAGCCGAAACUUCCUUAACAACCUUGAAGGUUCCAGAGAAAAGCGAUAAACUUCCAAAGGAAAAAGCAGAUGCAAAAGACCUUGGGAAGAAGAAGAAUAAAGAUGGAGAAAAGGACAAGGAGAAGGAAAGAUUCAAAUUUUCACUCCAUGGUUCGAGACCCUCAUCAGAUGUACAGUACUCUAUGCAGUCCCUAUCAGAUUGUUCUUCAGCAAUUCAGUCCCCUCACAUGGCUGUGUAUGCCACCUUUACGCCACUCUACUUAUUUGAAAACAAGAUCUUUACUUUAGAGAAGAUGGCAAACUCUGCUGAGAAGCUCAGGGAAUACGGACUUUCCCACAUCUGUAGCCAUCCUGUACUUGUGACUAGAAGUAGGUCUUGUCCUCUUGCUGCGCCUCCCAAAUCACCUCCUUUGCCUCCCUGGAAACUCAUUCGCCAAAAAAAGGAAACAGUUAUAACAGAUGAAGCACAAGAUGCAGUAAUAAAGAAGCCUGAGAAGUUUCUUGAGAUUUCAAGUCCAUUUCUGAAUUACAGAAUGACGCCAUUUACCAUUCCAACAGAAACGCACUUUGUGCAAUCUGUCGUUAAGAAAGGAACACCUCUGCGAUCCGGUCUUCUUCCCCUCAUGGAAAGUGAGGUAACUGCAAGUCUCAGCCAGCUGGAAGUAAAUACAGUAACAGCUACCCAGUCUUGGGGUAAUAGUGUAUCACAAACCAUACUUGGAAAAGGUACAGAUGAACCAGCAGAGUCUGUAACGGGUGACAGCCAUCCAACUGAGGGAUUUAGUUUAGAAAGAGAUUUGGUCAGCCAGACAACAGCAACACAGGACAAACCACAGGAAGAACUUGUAACAAUAAAUGAAAGUGCUUCCAAAGAAAUAUGGUUAGAUUUUGAAGACUUCUGUGUAUGCUUUCACAAUAUCUAUAUCUUCCACAAGCCAAGUUCUUAUCGCCUUAAUUUUCAAAAAUCAGAAUUUAAGUUCUCAGAAGAACGGGUAUGCUACUACCUUUUUGUGGACAGUCUGAAACCUGUUGAGCUACUGAUUUGCUUCUCUGCAUUGGUGCGCUGGGGGGAAUCUGGAGCCUUAACAAAGGAUGGCCCUCAGGUGGAGCCUGGACUCCUGAGAGUGGAAGAAAUCACCUGGAAGUCACUGAAGCCUCUCAGCCUGGUUCUGAGGCUCCACACCUAUUCCACCAAGGCCGCCAUGGUGUGCCUGCCUGUCGGGAGACACAUGCUGCUCUUCAGUGCAUAUUCCCCCGUGGGACAUGCUGUACAUGUCUGCAGUAUGGUGACUUUUGUCAUUGGAGAUGAAGAUGUUGUACUGCCCAAUUUUGAGCUGGAGAGUUACCGAUUUACAGAGCAGGCUCUAAUAAUUCUGAAAGCUGUUGGAAAUGUGAUUGCUAGUUUCAAAGACAAAGCUAAAUUGUCUGCAGCUAUGAGGGAUCUACAAGCAGCUCACUAUCCUAUCCCCCUCCACAACAAGGAACUCACUCUUCAGCACUUCAGAGUUUUUCACAUUUCUUUAUGGCAUUUAAUUAAAAAAACUCAAAUAAGCAAGUCUCCUUCAAAUCUCAAAUUUGCUUUUCGGGCUCUGAUUUUGGACAUGGACUUCCUUGAUUCCUCCGUAGAGGAUGUCUCUUUAGCAGAAUGGGUAGAUCUUAAAUAUCCUAUGCCAAUAAAUGAGAAAGAGUUUUCUUCUAAGGAAAUAGCAGCGGCAGUGAAAAUUCAAUCCAUGUGGAGAGGGACCUAUGUCAGACUAAUCAUGAAAGCCAGAAUGCCAGACACAAAGGAAAAUGCCAGUGUUGCAGAUAUACUUCAAAAAGUUUGGGCUGUAUUAGAACUGAAUAUGGAACAAUAUGCACUUUCUCUCUUAAGACUAAUGUUUAAAAGCAAGUGUAAAUCCUUGGAAUCUUACCCAUGCUAUCAAGAUGAAGAAACUAAAGUUGCCUUUGCUGACUACAUUGUGAACUAUCCAGAUCAGCCACCCAACUCUUGGUUUAUAGUGUUCAGAGAAACGUUUUUGGUUCCUCAAGACAUGAUUUUGCUCCCCAAAGUGUACACUGCACUUCCAAUCUGUUUGUUGCAUGUUGUUAACAAUGACACUAUGGAGCAAGUGCCAAAGGUGUUUCAAAAGGUGGUACCUUAUCUUUACACCAAGAACAAGAAAGGCUAUAUGUUUGUGGCGGAAGCAUUUACUGGUGACGGGUAUGUGUCGGGCUCGCGAUGGAAGCUCCGUCUCAUUGGCUCUUACACUCCACUCCCAUGCCUCUCCCGAGACUCUCCAAGCAACACGUUCACAAUAAAGGAAAUCAGAGAUUACUACAUCCCCAAUGAUAAGAAGAUCCUAUUCAGGUAUUCCAUCAAAGUGACAGUGGCACAGCCUAUUACAAUACAGGUCCGCACAUCCAAGCCAGAUGCCUUCAUCAAGCUGCAGGUGCUGGAAAAUGAAGAAAACAUGAUGAGCACAGUGGGAAAAGGCCAAGCCAUAAUCCCUGCCUUCAACUUCCUGGGGAGUGAGAAAGCCUUGAGUUCCCAGUCCAGCAAGCAAGUUCUUUUAUCUCAUACAUCACCUAAGAAAGGGCCAGAAGUGAUAACUAAGAAAAAACUUCCACAAACAAGUCAGAAAUCCAUUAAAGGCAGACCUGGAAGUGUGGUAGUAGACACGGGUCUGCCUCUGCUAGAGGAGGAGGUCAUCAACAUGCCUACUAUAGAAGAAAAUUCUAGUACACCACAGUGCUACAAGUACAUUAUACAGUGCUUGGUGUUGCACAACAGUUGGCCUCUCACAGAUACUCAGCUGACCUUUGUUCAAGCAUUGAAAGACUUAGAGAAAACUGAUAGCAGAGCUCACGAGAAACACGAAGAAUUAAUUACCACAGGAAGCCCUGAAUCCCAUGCUAUCAGUGAAGGGCAAAAGUCUGUAGGAACUUCCAAAACAACCAGGAAAGGCAAAGAGAAAGCUGCUGAGAAGGAAAAGUUAACCAAAGAAAGACAAGCUCCUCGCUUUGAGCCUCAGGUGGCCCCUGUCCAUGCUCAACAAGACGAUCCAAACAAACCCUACUGGAUUUUGAGGCUGGUCACUGAACAUUCUGAGUUAGAUCACAUCAACCUGAAAAAAGACACAGAACGAGCCGAUGAAAUCCGAGCCAUGAAGCAAGCCUGGGAGACAACGGAGCCAGGGAGAGCAAUCAAGGCUUCUCAGGCCCGUUUGCGGUACCUCACCCAGUUCAUUAAGAAGCCAUCAGAGAUGGAGACUUUGUAUGCAACUCAAAGUCAAAUUAAACCCACAGAAGAAGGAGAAACAGGAGGAGCUGGUGGGAGAGAUGGAGACAGCAAAGAACUGCCACCAACAGCAGCAGGGAGCAUGCUAUGGAAAAAGUGGCAGUUGACCAAGAGUGUAAAAGAUUUGACAAAAUCCACCAGCAAUGAGAGCAGUGUAUCCAUCUCUGGGAAGGAAGAAUGGGAGCAGAUCAUGCGCAAGGACAGCACUGCAACAUCCCAUUCACGAUCCCCAACAAUCUUGGAAAUGUCUCCAAAAGUCAUUCGAAAAGCAUUAGAAUGUGUGGACUUCAGUCAUUACAUACGGAAAACAAAUGACGAGGUUCUGCUGCAAACAGAGGAGCUCAGUCAGCAGCAAGCCAUGGAGAAGGCAGAAGAAAUCCAUCAGUUCAGGGAGUACAGGAGCAGGGUCCUUAGCAUCAGAGACAUUGAUCAGGAAGAACAAUUUAAGCUAAAGGAUGAAGUUCUGGACAUGUAUGGGGAGAUGCGGGACUCUUUGGAUGAAGCCCGACAGAAGAUCCUGGAUAUCCGGGAAGAAUACAGAAAGAAGUUGCUGGAAGUUGAACGCUUGCGUCUGGAAGCCCUGGCUGCUCAAGAGGCAGCCUUGAAGGCAGAGUCGGAAAAGAAGUCUCUGGUUCCCGACUCCCAGAAGAAAAAGAAAGGCAAGAAGAAGUAGCCAGGAGCUGCCCAAUGCUACAUUCUGUGAAGUUGAAAAUGGGUCAUCAGCUGCUUUGCCUGUGGAUAAUGCAUUAGACCAAUUGUGAAAGAACAUGUUUUCCAUUUUAGACAGUUUCCACAUUUUAAUGUUAAUGUAUUAGUUUUUCUCAGAAAAUAUUUGAAGCCAUUAGAGUUUAGGAUGUUCUCAUUUCACCUGGCUGUGAUGGCAUAAGCCUGUAAUCCCAGCACUAGGGAGGCAGA
Molecule: messenger RNA, 5153 nt
Organism: Nannospalax galili (Upper Galilee mountains blind mole rat)
Lineage: Eukaryota; Metazoa; Chordata; Mammalia; Rodentia; Spalacidae
Gene: Adgb
Product: androglobin
Exons: 37
Coding region: 1-4911 (1636 amino acids)
Biological process (GO): proteolysis
Molecular function (GO): protein binding; calcium-dependent cysteine-type endopeptidase activity
Source: RefSeq, a predicted model, not a curated record